Molecule: messenger RNA, 599 nt
Organism: Thalassophryne amazonica
Lineage: Eukaryota; Metazoa; Chordata; Actinopteri; Batrachoidiformes; Batrachoididae
Gene: arl2bp
Product: ADP-ribosylation factor-like 2 binding protein
Exons: 7
Coding region: 79-594 (171 amino acids)
Biological process (GO): positive regulation of tyrosine phosphorylation of STAT protein; maintenance of protein location in nucleus
Cellular component (GO): mitochondrial intermembrane space
Source: RefSeq, a predicted model, not a curated record
CACGACGCUUUCUAGCGUUUGUUCUGUCGGACGAGAAACUGGUGUUGCCUUGGCAACAGCGCCACCAUUUGGCGUGUCAUGGACGUUAAGGACCAAAAUAGCCCGAAUGAGUCAGAAAAUACCCUGAAUAUGGACGAAGAAAAUUUCGCUUUUUCCAGUUCCUCAGACACAGAUUCUGCUUUUGAUGCUGUUAUCGGCUGCAUAGAGGAUAUCAUUAUAGAUGACAAGUUUGAGCAACUUCAGGAGAGAUUCAUGGAGAAACACUACCUGGAGUUUGAAGACUCUGAAGAGAAUAAACUCAGCUACACAAUCCUCUUCAAUGAAUAUGCUGACCUGCUGGAGAAAUACCUGGAGCAGCAGCUGAUGGCAAGGAUUCCCAGUUUCAGCAUGAACACCUUCAUUGCACAGCUCAUGCAGUACAAAGACAAGAUUCCAGAGGACAUCUUCGACAUGUUUGUGACAUUCAUUGACUUCAUUGCCUUCAAGAAGAUGUUUCUGAGUUACAGAGCUGAGAAGGAAGGCCGAGGACCAAAUCUGAGCCAAAUACUGAUGGUCACAACUCUGAACACUACAGGCUCCGAUGAAACAUUGUGACCCUG